Molecule: messenger RNA, 2378 nt
Organism: Ziziphus jujuba (common jujube)
Lineage: Eukaryota; Viridiplantae; Streptophyta; Magnoliopsida; Rosales; Rhamnaceae
Exons: 3
Coding region: 366-1745 (459 amino acids)
Source: RefSeq, a predicted model, not a curated record
UGUUCUUAAUCCCAUCUCUCUGUCUCUCUCUCUAAAGAAACCACCCCCCACACAAAGAGUCUCAUUCCCUCUAAAGUCACGCACAUCUUCUCCAAAAACAAACUCACACUCUCCAAAACGUUUCUGCUUCCGAAAAAAACCAUUUUCCCACUAUUCUAGCUCUCUCUCUAAACUCUAUGAGGAACUCUCACUGCUCACACUCUUCGCGCCCUCCAACCCACGAAAAUCUCUAGCCUCUACACCAAAUCAUCGAUCUUUCCUUCAUUGUUACCCGUUUCGUGAACUGGGUCGGCGUUAGUAAAAGAAGUUGCAGAGUCGUUUUGUUUUUUAUUUUGUUUUUGUUUUUUGAGUUUCGUUUUCUAUUAAUGGAGAAGAAACAGGGGUUCUUCUCCGCUCUAAAGGAGGAGGUGGUUCGUGGCCUUUCGCCGUCACGUUCCCGUUCGAGCAGUCCGGCGAGGUCUGGUUCGCCUAUGGCGGCUCUGCUGAGGAGGAAGAAGCACCACAACCACGUGGCGCAUCCGGAUGCUUUGAUCGCGAGAUCCGGGAGUAUGAGGCCGUUGGGCGAGACGUUAACGCCGUUGAUGGAGGGACCGGAUCCGGACGGAGGAGAAAUUGGGGAUUCGAAGAGGGUCGGGUCGGGUCUGGGGCAGUGGAUGAGGGGGCAGCUUUCUCGGGCACCUUCGGUUACUUCAAUGUCAUACAAGAGGUCUGAUCUGAGGCUGUUGUUGGGGGUUAUGGGGGCUCCUCUUGCUCCCGUACACGUGAGCUCCAAUGACCCUUUGCCUCACCUUAGUAUCAAAGACACUCCCAUUGAAACUUCAUCUGCUCAGUACAUAUUGCAGCAAUAUACGGCAGCUUCUGGUGGGCAGAAGCUGCAAAACUCAAUUCGAAAUGCAUAUGCCAUGGGAAAGGUCAGGAUGGUAGCUUCUGAGUUUGAAACUGCCACGAAGGUGAUGAAGAACAGGAAUGCCUCUAGAUGUUCAGAGUCAGGUGGGUUUGUGCUUUGGCAGAUGAAUCCAGACAUGUGGUAUGUUGAACUGGCUGUUGGAGGCAGUAAAGUUCAUGCUGGUUGCAAUGGCAAGCUCGUUUGGAGGCAUACACCAUGGCUCGGUGCCCAUACUGCCAAAGGGCCUGUAAGACCAUUGCGUCGUGCACUCCAGGGUCUUGAUCCAAGAACAACUGCUAGUAUGUUUGCUGAUGCAAGAUGCAUAGGGGAGAAGAAGAUCAAUGGUGAAGAUUGCUUCAUCCUUAAGCUUUGUGCUGAUCCUCAGACUCUGAAGGCUAGGAGUGAAGGCCCUGCAGAGAUCAUAAGGCAUGUCUUAUUUGGCUAUUUCAGCCAGAAGACAGGACUGCUUGUUCAUAUGGAGGAUUCACAUUUGACCCGGAUCCAAUCCAAUGGCGGUGAUGCAGUUUACUGGGAAACUACAAUCAAUUCGUUCCUUGAUGAUUAUAGACCUGUUGAAGGGAUCAUGAUAGCUCACUCUGGGCGUUCUGUGGUGAACCUCUUUAGAUUCGGCGAGAUGGCAAUGAGCCAUACCAAAACAAAGAUGGAAGAAGCUUGGACUAUUGAAGAGGUUGCAUUUAAUGUUCCUGGCUUGUCCGUUGACUGCUUCAUUCCCCCAGCAGACUUGAGAUCGGGGACAAUCUGUGAAACAUGUGAGCUCCCUCAGGAUGAAAGGGGAAAGGGUGCUAUUGUUCUUUCAGCACAUCGGGCCAAAGUUGCAGCAUUGGAGAAAACCCAUUAAGGUGGUGUUGAUAAUAUCGUACGGAAGAUGGAAGUUUAACAUUUGGUAGGAGAUCCAGAGUAGAGCAAUUGUUUAUACUGGUAGCAAGUUUUAAUCAACUAACAGUUUAGAAGUUACAAAGCAGGCGUUUCAAUCAGAUUUUGGAAAGUUGGUUAUGCCUCUAUUAAUCUGUAAAUAGAGCGUAAUUAUUCACAGGUUUCACCCAAAACCUUGAUGAAUCUUUAUACUCAAUGCAGAAUCCAACAAGGAGUUGGAGCUCGAUUUUCCAAUUAGGGAUAGAGCAAAUGGAGGUUAAUUUUUUAGUUUACCUUCCAUUCAAAGAGGGGAAGGUGGUGAAGCUUCUGGUAUAGCAGAACCUCUAACCUUCAAAUAGUUUCCACUAAUUCACUUUACUGAAUUUCCAAAGUAGCAGUAUUAAGGAAAAACUGCUACUGGCCCAACAUAAGCUUGAUGCUAAUGUUUUGUUUUUUGCUUAAUUUUACUGUUUUCGGGUGUGCUAAUAUUUGCUGUGCUUUUGUUCUAUUGAUGUAAAAGUUGUUUCUGAAUCUGGGAAGGAAACGAUGUUUUCUGGAUCUAUAGAAACAGGGCAGUGUAAAAAAGAAUGAAAAACUCUCCUUUUCUUUUUUCUUGUAA